Sarcophilus harrisii (Tasmanian devil) is the source of this 1779-nucleotide messenger RNA. RefSeq names its product zinc finger protein 239-like. The record is from RefSeq and is a predicted model, not a curated record. Gene Ontology annotation, cellular component: nucleus. The transcript has a single exon. Lineage: Eukaryota; Metazoa; Chordata; Mammalia; Dasyuromorphia; Dasyuridae. Gene Ontology annotation, molecular function: RNA polymerase II cis-regulatory region sequence-specific DNA binding; DNA-binding transcription activator activity, RNA polymerase II-specific. Gene Ontology annotation, biological process: regulation of transcription by RNA polymerase II. The coding region runs from base 31 to 1143 and encodes 370 amino acids.
GAUGCAGAGACACUGUUUGAUAUAAACGAGAUGAGUGCAAAUCUGAAAAUGAUCUCAUGGAAAGACCUUUUUCAAUAUAGUGCGUACAAAGCUGUUGUUGCUAAGCAGAAAAGAAACCACAUUAGAGAGGAACACUGUGAAUGGAAUACACACAAAAAAGCUUUAAGAGAGAGUUCCAGUGUUGUUAAAGAUAAUAUAAAUCCUGGAGAGAAAACACCUGAGUGCCAUGGAUGUGAUCAAACUUUUCUUGUACUCUCGUCCCUUGCCAAUCAUCAGAGUAUCCAUGCUGGAGAGAAACCUCAUGAAUGUAAGAAACAUGAAAAGACAUUGAGAGAGCGAUCUACUUCUCAACAAGAGAGAAUUCACAUACAAGAACAAUCUUAUACAUGUAAACAAUGUGGAAAGGGUUUCCAGUGUUAUUCCAACUUGGUUCAACAUCAGAGAAUCCACACUGGAGAGAAGCCUUAUGAAUGUAGUGACUGUGGAAAUGCUUUCACAAAGCUCUGCUCCCUUGCUGUCCAUCAGAGAAUCCACACCGGAGAAAAACCUUAUGAAUGUCAUCAGUGUGGAAAGAAUUUCAGUUGUAGUUCAGGUCUUCGAAAACAUCAGAGAAUCCACACUGGAGAGAAGCUUUAUAAAUGUAAUGAAUGUGGAAAGGCUUUCACCCAGCAGAGCAGUCUUACUUGCCAUCAGAGAAUCCACACUGGAGAGAAGCCUUAUGAAUGUAAUGACUGUGGAAAGACUUUCACACAGCGCAGCCAUCUUACUUCUCAUCAGAGAAUCCACACUGGAGAAAAACCUUAUGAAUGUAAUGAAUGUGGAAAAUCUUUCACGUGGCAUAGCCAUCUUACUUCCCAUCAGAGAAUGCACACUGGGGAGAAGCCUUAUAAAUGUAAUGAAUGUGGAAAGGCUUUCACAGAUUGCUCCAGUCUUGCUGUCCAUCAAAGAAUCCACACUGGAGAGAAGCCUUAUGAAUGUAAUGACUGUGGAAAGACUUUCACACAGCGCAGCCAUCUUGCUUCCCAUCAGAGAAUCCACACUGGAGAGAAGCCUUAUGGAGGUAAUGACUGUGGAAAGUCUUUCACAUGGCACAGCAGUCUUGGUAAACAUGAGAAAUUUCACAUUAGACAAAAAACCUCAUGAAUGUGGAAAUCUUCAGGCAAAGCUCAAAUCUUACUUAACUGAGAGUGUGCAUUAGAAGAAAACUUUUGAGUGUCUGGAUCAUGAUAAAGUUUUUCACAGGUAUUAGUCCCUGACUACACAUGGGAGAUCCUAUGGUAGAUGUAAAACCUCAUUCAUGUAAUCCAUGUGGAAAAACAUUCAGGCUCACUUCAUCUCUGAAUUGCCUCCAGAAAAUUCCUAGAAGAUUGAAAUCAUGAACAAAGCUAUAAAAAUGGAGGACAGAGCUUGUUAGUCAACAGAGAUUUUCUGCUUGAGAAAAAAUCUCCCAUGGACUUGGACCGGGAAGGUCUUUAGCCCAAGUUCACGUCUGAGUAUGCAUCUCAGGAUACCGAAUGGAGAGAGAACUUACAAAUGUGCUGAAGGAAGACUUGCCAUUACCUAGAAGAUAAAGGUCACUAUAAAUCACAAUAUUCCCAUUGGAAAGAAAUAUUAUACGAAAUGUAUUUGCAAAAAGGCUGGAUCUCAUCCUUUGUGUAGAAAUCUUGUUGCGGAUGAAACAUGUGAAUAUAAUGAAUGAGGGAAGGCCUCUUCCCACAGCACAGAACUCAUUAGACGUUGCGAUUUUAUACCGUGUAUAAAGGUCAGAAAAUAGAUUUA